Pelobates cultripes (western spadefoot toad) is the source of this 201-nucleotide messenger RNA. Lineage: Eukaryota; Metazoa; Chordata; Amphibia; Anura; Pelobatidae. The record is from the annotation of a GenBank genome assembly.
AUGCGCAUACAGACCCCACUACCAUUGGAAGUCCACUCACCUCGACUGCUGCCUACCAGAAGCCCAUCAGGAGUCCUCAGUUCUGGCUGUGAAGCGGAUGCCAAAAUAGCAGCGAGCAUAUGGCACCAUCCACCAAGGCACAAGGCAGUACAAAAGUUAGGACAGACGCAGGCUAUGACUGGGUCUGGCGAGGAGUCGUAG